CCCGACGCAGCCCGAACCGCGCCUCACACGCCCCGCGCGCGCACGCACACACGCCCGACGUGUCUCGCCGUCGCUUAUUGCCCAUCACUGGCCGUGUUCUCCCUGGCCAGCGCGUGUGGGGGGGACUGCCCGACGCCCAUGACGCCAUCAACCCCGUCGACCCCGACACCGACCCCGGCGUCGCUCGGUAGGUGCCCGCGCGACGCACCGAAGCUGGGCGUCUGCGCCAACGUGCUUGGCCUGAUCAAGGCCAAGGUGGGGCUGCCGCCCACUCUUCCCUGCUGCCCGCUGCUGAAGGGGCUCGUCGACCUCGAGGCGGCCGUGUGCCUCUGCACGGUGCUCAAGGCCAACGUCCUCGGCAUCAACCUCAACCUCCCCAUCGACCUCAGCAUCAUCCUCAACCACUGCGGCAGGAACGUGCCCACCGGCUUCAUGUGCUAAUAAAAACGAUCGAGGAAGCAUUAUAUAUUCUGCA
Messenger RNA from Triticum aestivum (bread wheat), 475 nucleotides. RefSeq names its product 14 kDa proline-rich protein DC2.15-like. Bases 139 to 441 code for a protein of 100 amino acids. The transcript has a single exon. NCBI's taxonomy places the organism in Eukaryota, Viridiplantae, Streptophyta, Magnoliopsida, Poales, Poaceae. The record is from RefSeq and is a predicted model, not a curated record.